Messenger RNA from Drosophila mauritiana, 1422 nucleotides. RefSeq lists its product as uncharacterized. The record is from RefSeq and is a predicted model, not a curated record. The coding region runs from base 62 to 1279 and encodes 405 amino acids. The transcript is spliced from 4 exons. Lineage: Eukaryota; Metazoa; Arthropoda; Insecta; Diptera; Drosophilidae.
GUAGAACAACGGGGCGUAUACGUAUUUUCUACUUCUGAGAACAAAGCAACUAUUAUCUACAAUGGCGGCCAGUAAAAUUCCCGAUUGGUUAACUGCUGAAAUAUUUGAAGAUUUGCUCAAGGCAAAUGUGAACGGAUACUCAAAGGUCAAGAACUUUAAGGCGGACAUUGGAUCUGCUGCAGGUGAAAAUUAUGCCACCAUUAUGGUUCGUGUCAAAAUCGAAGUUGAGCUGCAAGAUGGCAAAUCGAAAUCGGUAUCCUACAUGGUUAAGUUGCCCCACCAACUGGAGGUUAUUCGGGAGAUGAUGAAACGAACCAACAUCUUCGAAAUCGAGCGUACCAUGUAUAACGAGGUUGUUCCUGAACUAGAGGACCUUUACAAAGCAGUGGGAUUGGACAUCACUUUCGGCGCCAAAAGCUAUGAUCUCAAGAAUGCUAAGACAGAGUACGUGGCCCUGGAGGAUUUGGGACUGAAAGGGUUCAAGAAUGCCAACCGCCUCGAAGGACUGGAUCAAACGCACACGGAGCGAGUUCUGCGAAAGCUAUCCCAAUGGCAUGCAGCAUCCGCCGUGCGAGUGGCCACCAAAGGACCCUAUCCCAAAAUCCUACUUAGAGGCAUGUUUAAGGAGGAAAGCAAGCCCGUUAUGUCUGAAAUGUUGAAUGGAAUGGGCGCGAAUUUCGUUAAAAGCUGCGCCACCUACGAAGGUCACGAGGCUUAUUUGGACAAAGUCAAAGCGUUGCAGCCUGUUACUAUAGAUAAGCUUUUUGAGUUCGCCAAGGUCGAGCCAACGGAGUUCAACGUUCUGAACCACGGCGAUUCGUGGUCGAACAACAUAAUGUUCCAGUAUGAUGCCUUCGGAAAGAUCAAGGAGGUGUAUUUGGUCGACUACCAGCUGCCCAAAUACGGAACCGUGGCACAGGAUCUGCUCUACUUCUUGCUCUCAUCCACAAAGCUGGAGGAUAAACUGGCCAAAUUCGAUUAUUAUAUUAAGAUUUAUCACGAUAAUCUGGUUGAGCACCUGAAGAUUCUGAAAUACUCGAAACCCAUUCCUACUCUGCGAGAUAUUCAUUUGGCACUUUUCAAAUAUGGCUACUUCGGCUACUCGGUCGCUACUGGUGUAAUGUCCGCUGUUCUCUUGGAUCCCACGGACAGUGCCAGUUUGGAGAACUUCAUGGGUGGCAAUGACUUCCAGAUGCAGCUCUACAACAGUCCCCGUUACCGCAAACACAUCCAAGCCGUCAUGCCCUGGCUGUUGAAUCGUGGCGCCUUGGAGCUCUAGAGCCGCCAACACAGUGAUUUCAAUUUUUCACAAUAAACAAUCGAAAUUGAGUCAGAACAAUGUGGGGCACUAUGAUAGUGCUAUCAGUAUCUGUGCGCGAUAAUGGCAAUGAGUAUAAAUAAACUUAGAACUUUUAACGAUAA